GACAGGGUGUGCACGGAAGCACCCAGUGUUCAGCGUUUACGUUACCCUUUUGGUUUUCUCUUCCCCACAAACCGAACUGGAACUGUCUCGUUUUCAUGUUUGGUUACUUGAUGAAUCUGACCUUGGAUUUUGGUUCUGCGGCUGACACCAAACUUCUCCUACUUCUUCUGCUGAACACACUUCUGGGUAACAAGUACCAGGUUUUGUGACAAUUGAGGUUAGGAUUGCUGUUCAGCUUGAGCUAUGCUUGAAUUUUCAUUUCUGGGUUUCAAAUUUAAAUUUGAGAUUGUUCUAUUGGUCCUUGCAAGUUGAACAUGUUCUAUGUUAACUGAUUUUGCAUUCAAAAAUAGUGAACUGAGGGGGUUAUCAAACAGCACUUAGUUGUGAACUGAGCACUAAUUCUAAAUGGCUUCAACAGUAGAGUAUGAUGAAGAUGCUGAUAACAGAGGUGGUAUCUGGGUUUUGGAUCAGAAGAUUGACCAGCCAAUGGAUGAAGAAGCUGGAAGGCUAAAAAAUAUGUACAGAGAAAAAAAAUUUUCUGCACUGUUGCUUAUGCGGCUUGCAUAUCAGAGCCUUGGUGUAGUUUAUGGAGAUUUGGGCACUUCCCCCUUAUACGUUUUCUAUAAUACUUUUCCUCGUGGAGCUAAAGAUCAGGAGGAUGUGAUUGGAGCUCUUUCUUUGAUUAUUUACUCUCUUACUCUGGUUCCACUUCUCAAAUAUGUUCUUAUUGUAUUAAGAGCAAAUGACAAUGGUCAAGGUGGAACAUUGGCUCUCUAUUCCCUGCUCUGUCGACAUGCAAAUAUAAAAACCAUUCCAAACCAGCAUCGUACCGAUGAAGAGCUAACAACAUAUAGUCGCUCUACCUUCCAUGAAAAGUCAUUUGCUGCAAAAACCAAGAGAUGGUUAGAGGAACAAGCUUUUAUUAAAAAUACCAUUCUUAUUCUUGUCCUUGUUGGUACCUGCAUGGUGAUUGGAGAUGGGAUUCUUACCCCAGCUAUAUCUGUUUUAUCUGCUGCUGGAGGCAUCAAGGUAAAUCACCCUGAUUUGAGUAACGGAGUAGUUGUGCUGGUUGCUGUAGUAAUAUUAGUUGGGCUAUUCAGCAUGCAACAUUAUGGUACAGAUAGGGUUGGCUGGCUCUUUGCUCCAAUUGUCCUGCUUUGGCUUCUCCUAAUUGGAGGUAUAGGUAUAUUCAACAUCUGUAAACAUGGCAGCAGUGUUCUGAAAGCCUUUUCACCUGUGUAUAUAUAUCGGUAUCUAAGAAAUGGAGGUAAAGAAGGGUGGACUUCCCUGGGUGGCAUCUUGCUCAGCAUAACAGGGACAGAGGCUCUUUUUGCUGACCUAGCACAUUUUCCAGUCUCAUCUGUACAGAUUGCAUUUACUCUGCUUGUGUUUCCUUGCCUUCUUCUAGCCUACUCUGGACAAGCUGCUUACCUUAUGCAUAACUUGAAGCAUUCACAAGAUGCUUUUUAUCGUUCUAUUCCAGACAAAAUAUACUGGCCAGUAUUCGUUGUUGCAACAGCAGCUGCAGUAGUUGCAAGUCAGGCCACAAUAUCUGCAACCUUCUCAAUUAUUAAGCAAGCCCUUGCUCAUGGUUGUUUCCCAAGAGUUAAAGUUGUACAUACAUCAAAGAAGUUCCUUGGUCAGAUAUAUAUUCCAGAUAUCAAUUGGAUCCUUAUGAUUCUUUGCAUUGCUGUUACUGCUGGGUUUAAAAAUCAAAGCCAGAUUGGAAAUGCAUAUGGUACUGCAGUGGUGAUAGUCAUGCUGGUUACUACAUUGCUUAUGAUUUUAAUCAUGAUAUUAGUUUGGCGCUGCCAUUGGAUUCUUGUCAUUGUGUUCACGGGCUUAUCAUUGAUUGUGGAAUGUACAUACUUCUCCGCCGUACUCUUCAAAGUCGAUCAAGGUGGAUGGGCUCCCCUUGCAAUUGCUGGAGCAUUUCUUGUUAUUAUGUAUGUUUGGCAUUAUGGUACAGUGAAACGCUAUGAGUUUGAAAUGCAUAGUAAGGUCUCCAUGGCAUGGAUUCUUGGGCUCGGGCCAAGUUUAGGACUUGUUCGUGUCCCUGGAAUUGGGCUAGUUUACACAGAGCUUGCAAGUGGAGUACCCCACAUCUUUUCUCAUUUUAUCACCAACCUACCCGCUAUCCAUUCUGUUGUUGUUUUUGUAUGUGUGAAAUAUCUUCCUGUCUACACUGUCCCAGAGGAAGAACGGUUCCUUGUGAAGCGAAUUGGACCUAAGAAUUUCCACAUGUUUCGAUGCGUGGCACGAUAUGGAUACAAAGACCUGCAUAAGAAAGACGACGAUUUUGAGAAAAAGCUCUUUCAUAACCUUUUUGUGUUUGUUAAGCUUGAGUCUAUGAUGGAGGGUUGCUCAGAUUCAGAUGAGUACAGUUUAUAUGGACAGAAAACUGAGCAAUCAAGAGAAGGCCUUUUGAACAACAAUACAAACACUGCUUCAUUGAAUGUGGAUUCAAUUUCAUCAGUGGAUUCAAUAGUAUCAGUUAGAUCUCCAUCACAUGCAAAUGUUACUGUUCAGUCCUCUGGUCAUGUAAGCAGCCAUACUGAGGUUGAUGAACUUGAGUUUUUAAACAAUUGUAGGGAUGCUGGAGUGGUUCACAUACUAGGCAACACAGUUGUGAGGGCCAGGAGGGAUUCAAGAUUCUACAAGAAAAUAGCUGUUGAUUAUAUAUAUGCAUUUCUUAGGAAGAUAUGCAGGGAACAUAGUGUGAUCUUCAAUAUUCCUCACGAGAGCCUCUUAAAUGUUGGACAGGUUUUCUAUGUAUAGUCUUUCCUUCCCUUGUAUUCUCUGUGGUGAGUAAUUCUUGUGUGAAUUAAGUGUCUAUAGGUACAACCAUUCAAAAUUUUAGAGUAUAUUUUGAAAUAACAAAUAAAUUUGCAUUGAAAUAUGUAUUGAACGCUGCAUACACGAGAGUUUUCCUCUUUGGCUGGAAUUGUGCCCUGUUGAGCACAGUGUAGCAUGUGAACGACCCCUUAUUGGUAUGUACCAUUCCUAGGGACUUUCUUCGGAAGAACAACAUUGGACAAUUAUCUGUUGAAACCUGAAAUUCAUUAUUCAUUUGAUGUUC
Molecule: messenger RNA, 3079 nt
Organism: Abrus precatorius (Indian licorice)
Lineage: Eukaryota; Viridiplantae; Streptophyta; Magnoliopsida; Fabales; Fabaceae
Product: potassium transporter 10-like
Exons: 9
Coding region: 406-2778 (790 amino acids)
Biological process (GO): potassium ion transmembrane transport
Cellular component (GO): membrane
Molecular function (GO): potassium ion transmembrane transporter activity
Source: RefSeq, a predicted model, not a curated record